AUGGCCCAGGAGUUUCAGAGAGUAAAGAGGAACGAGUGGUCGCUCAGAGAAAUUCCUCACCACGUGGCUGUCACCCCACCCAGCCAGCCCACUUCUGCAAGCUUUCUCGGAGUGACUGCCUCCCUGUGUUUACCCCCUUCCUAUGGCGAUUACGCAGGACUUAAGAGCAGUGAAUUUGUCCUUGUGGCCCUAGUCAACAGCGCCCUGAGUAAGCAGCUCCCUGGGGACAAAGAGUUUGUAUCAUGGCAGCAGGAUUUGGAGGACUCCGUAAAGCCCACACAGCAGGCCCGACCCACUGUUAUCCGCUGGUCUGAAGGAGGCAAGGAGGUCUUCCUCUCUGGGUCAUUCAACAAUUGGAGCACCAAGAUUCCACUGAUUAAGAGCCAUAAUGACUUUGUCGCCAUCCUGGACCUUCCUGAGGGAGAGCAUCAGUACAAGUUCUUUGUGGAUGGACAGUGGGUUCAUGACCCAUCUGAGCCUGUGGUAACCAGUCAACUUGGCACAAUUAACAACUUGAUCCACGUCGAGAAAUCUGAUUUUGAGGUGUUUGAUGCUUUAAAGUUAGAUUCUAUGGAAAGUUCAGAGACAUCCUGUCGAGACCUCUCCAGCUCCCCACCAGGGCCAUACGGGCAAGAAAUGUACGUGUUUCGAUCUGAGGAGAGAUUCAAAUCCCCACCCAUCCUUCCCCCUCACCUUCUCCAAGUUAUUCUUAACAAGGACACUAAUAUCUCUUGUGACCCGGCCUUGCUCCCCGAGCCCAAUCACGUGAUGCUGAACCAUCUCUACACACUGUCCAUCAAGGACAGUGUGAUGGUACUUAGUGCAACCCAUCGCUACAAGAAGAAGUAUGUCACUACUCUGCUCUAUAAGCCCAUCUGAAGGGACCCCUGAUGCCUCCCGGGAUUCAGGAGAAGCGUCUCCCUAGCCUUUCUGAACUGGACCAGUCUUGCCUGAGACUGGACGCUGACUUGCUUUAAGGCUGAUGUGUGUGUUUCAGAGCCUCUGAGUAGGAUGCUCUGCUUUUGCAUUUGAUUGCAGAUGAGAGCUUUGAGUUCAUGGAAUUUAUUUUAAGAAAAAAUUAUAUAUAUAUAUAUCUAUAUAUAUUCAUAUGAGAGGAAAGUUAAUGGAAGCGUCUAGCUACAAGUAUUGUCUGCCUCUGGUGACUCACCAAGACCUGUUUGGGCAGCUGCAGGAAGCGCCAUGAUAGGAAACUUCCUCAGAUGAACGGACAGCACACGCUUAGGAUCCUUGGUGGGAGGAGGGUCUAAGACAGCUACCGUGGCUGUCCCAGGGAUGGGCUUGUGCCAGGCUACUGUCCCCUUCCUGCUGGCUCCUGGCAGGCAGCUCCUCCUGCAUGGGUGUGCUGUAUCCCCAGAAUGUGGCACAGUCUGUUUUAUGUGAUCCCAGAUGCCUCGCAAGGACCCUCUUCCCUCUCAUUUUGCAUUCUUGCUUUGCUGCUCUUCAGAUCCCAUACUUGACUGCUAACACAAAACUCUUUGGGUAAGUGACCCCUUUCACAGACUGUGGGAAACCUGAGAGACCAGGGCUACCAAAAAGACUCCUCUUUCUGGCUCAGUCCCAGGCCAACUUUUAUUUCCACUUGUGCUAAAGAAAACACGGUUCCACGUUACACAAAAGGCAGACGACCUGUGUUCUUGCUUCUGUUUGGGGCUGCAACGCUGGCUGCACUGGCACAUCCCAUGGGCUUCCCAUCUCGCUGACCCUCCUGGCUCUGCUCUCAGGGUGGACAGCUUUGAAGAUGGGAGUGGAGCCAGGGAAAACAUCCAUCCUUGGAGAUUAUGUGCCUACAUUUUUCUUUAGUUAAAAAACUGCCUUCUCAUUGGUCCUGAGCGACAGCAUAGGAGAAGUUCAGGUUCUUGAAAAGUGAUUUCCACGGUUUUCUCUAGUCUGGCCCGCUACAGGCUUACAGCAGUGUGGUCGACCCUGUGUUCCUCCACUUACAAAGUCACAUAGGCCCAUUCAGUACAUUCCGCAGGUUCCCCAGCUUGAGGUUCAUAAGGCAAUGCAAGGGAGUACCCCUGGUUUUUCCAGCUAUGAAAAUUAUAGCUUCCCUGCACUAAAUGCUAACAAGGUCAUUUUGUUCUUCCGCCUCUACUUUUAAAGUGAUGAGAUGAUGAGAUGGGGGUCAGAGAUUUGGACUGAAAAUAACAGCUAUUCAAACCAUGUUGGGGUUCACAGUUAAACUUUUUUUCCAAGUAUCUGUGGCUCUUCCAUUACAGAUAAAUGCAAGUCAAACAUUCAACACUGAAGGAGACCAAACUUGAUGCUUGAGAGACUCCUUGACUGCUCAGAUGAGCCCUGCCACACUGAAAGGGCACCCACAGGUCAGUUUAGCUACCCCUGGUUUCCCCUUGCACAGCUGGCAACAGUGAGCUCUUCGGGUGUGCCGACCUCCGAGACCCCAGUGUGAAGCAUUAGGACGUGGGGCUGCUGGUUGGCAACGUAGAUUCUUAAGUGCUUUGGCAGCUAAAUGCGGAGAGUAAGCCCUGCAUCAGCCACUCGAGGCCACGUGCCACAGAAAGCUUUGUGGAGAGCCUUUCGUGGCCCCAGCCCCUUUUUGGGAUGGUGUGCCGUUCUCAAAACCCAGGCUAAGUCCUACCAUAUCUAACCAGCUCUCAGGAUCUGAAUCGUCUCCAGUCAUACUAGACUCUUGUUUUUAUCUGAUAUCAAUUAAAUAAGCUGGUCACUUGGCAGGACUCAAAAUUUUUGUAUUGUAUUCAUAUUUCUUGUCAACAGUAUUGCAGUGAAAUUGUCUAUGUAUUCACGUAUUAAAAUUUUUACUCUGUACAGGUAUAUCAGUAGAGUGGGGCAGGAAAAGAACCUUUCAGUUUCUCUCAGGUCAGAGGCUUCUGUGAAUUGGGUCUGGCUCCAAGGACAGUAGGUUUGGGUGCUUCCGAUCUUUCUAAUCCGGAAACACGCACAGGGUGUCCGUUUUGAGGGCAUCUCUCCGCCAGAGGUGAGAUGGAAGCCAGCUGGUGGGUGUGGCAGAGGACGCGAGGCGAGUGGGCAUCAGCUCUUUACGGACUGUCACUCCUCUGUGCUGCUUGCGUGUCCCGCGGCCCUGAGGAGCCUCGGCUCCCUCAGUCUGUCCCCGGAGAGGGUUCUAGGAGGCAGAGAGCGGAGGAGGAAGGCAGUCCCGUGCACAGCCCCAUCACUCUUUCAUGUUAGUGGGAGAGAGAGUUUGGCAGACUUUGGGAAGAAGAAACUUUCAUCUGGCCUGUGGAAGGUUCACAGUCAAGGUGGGUGAGGAAAGGGCUGAGCCCUUAGGAACUGCAUCAUGGUUUUGGGGUGGUGGGGAAAAUUAGGACUGAACUGAAGAGUGAUGCUAGGAAAAUAAAGUAACUCCAGACUGAGAGUUUUCAUCUCUUAAUUAAAUCAAAUGCCAGUCUCGCUGUCUAGACGCGAGAAACAUGCCCCCUCUCUCUCCUGUUUCCUGCUUUCACAUCAUUUAUCCAGCAGGCCUUAUCAGGACCUCAGCAUUUUGCUUAAACCAAAUAAAUGCUCGUCUUUGCCAGCUCGGAGAACGUCCAUAGCGUGGUUCCUAGCUUAUUUGCUUUCAGCUUAGAUUUGAGUGGGUUUAAGCCCCCGCAGGCAACACCCAAAGUGCAAACCUGCCCUUCCCAGCACUAUUUACCUGGCAGGAGAAUUCAAGAGAAGUUUCCAGGAGGGUCCCAUACACCGAGGCUUACUCACUUCCCUCCAACUGUCUCUAAUCUUUUGUAGAUCUACUGAAGCUGAGGUAAAGCCUUUGAAACUGUUGCUGCUAAAGUGAAGUUCAAUUUGGAAAAAAAGCGUUUAACUUUAGGCUGGGUUUAUGUUAAUCUGGAGUUUAAAUGAAUGAGACAUACUAAUAAGUUCCUGCUUUUAAUUGGGGAAAUAGGGCUUUUUAAAUUUUGACCUCAACUACAGAUGAUACACAAUAGUUUAUAUGUGUUUGAAAUAUAUUCUAGUCACAGAGAUUUCUAAAUCUUCUUUUCUCCUUAUUCGGGGCACAUGCUUAACAGACACAGUUUGUUCCUACAUUUUUCUGACUCAUCCUUAAAGCCAGGAUAAAUUCUUGCUCUUUUCUAUCAGAAUCUGCUGACUCUAGUGACUCGUGGGAUAGAUAGCCUGGAGGGUUUGGGGUCUGGGGUCUUUCAAAACUCUGGACCUUGACAUUUCUCUCUCCUUAUCCACAACUCCCAAUUGGAGAUUAAAGGGCUGUGGUUUCUGCAGUGAACCAGACUUUAGGAGUAAAAAGGCCAAAUCUGCUUUAAUGAUAAAAGAAGGGAGGAAAAGUAAGAAACUCAAGAGUCUUAUUCAUAGAAUCCAGUUCCUAACAAUGGACUCCAUCCAGGGUCCUAGCUGGGCUUUGUAUUGAUUUGCUUUUCUCAGUUGUACUUUGAAGUGAGUAAGUCUCAUUAACAAGUUUUUCUUAGGUCCAAAAUUGAAUUACUGCGUGUGUCACAGUGCUUUUAUAGUAAAACUAGAUUGUGUGAAAUACUCAACAUGCUGUGGAUUUUGCAGUCAGCUUAAGUGGUCAGGGAAUACCGAGCGAGCGUCUGUUGGCAGGUGUUCUUCUCUCCAAUUCCACCUACAGUGCAUGGUCCUCACGCUACCCCCCCGCUACCCCCCCCACCUGCCCCCCGUGGCUUCAGGUUAGGCCAAGCGCAGGCAUGGUUUAGUCCUAGUCUCCACACUGGGCCCCAGAUAUGACACCUCUUUGAAUUUUGGAGAAUGUGGAUUGUUACUACACUGAAGCAUUUUGAAGAAGGGCAGCUCUAUUGUAAAUGGAGAGUAAGACAUUCGUUUGAAAGGGAUUAAAUGUGUGAGGCUGCCUUUAAACGGUGCUUUUUGUAACCUCUACUGCUGAGAUACAGAGCUGCUUUUCAACAUUUCACAGAGGAAAGGCACACAGAAAUAGAUGUUAAAGCUUUUCCUAAAUGUGAUUUGUUACUAGACUCUGACAUGUCUGAAAAUUUUGUGAUGUAACACAUACAAAAAUGUGGGUUUUCCCCCAUGAAACUAUUGAAUAAAAGUAUUAUACAGCAAUAGUUGAAUUCUUCCUUGAUUACUCAUUAUACUAGCAAGAUCAGCCUUAGGAUCUAAAGGAUGUAAAUUGUCACAUAAACACAUCUGAAUAAAGACACAGGUGACGCUGUCGUGCCUUCUGCCACUUGCCCUCUUUUCAGAGCCUUGCCUGCACGAGGAGGAGGGAUGCGGACUUGGUGAUCUGACAUUCAGCUCCCUAAGCUGCACACAUAGCUAACAGCUGGAUUCACUGAGCUCCAGCCAGAGCUGCCAUCACUGAGUGCGAGUGCGAGUGCGAGCGGCAACGAACUGCGGCGUGCAGACUUGCGUGGCAUGGCUUUCCAAAGCUUUUCUUCCCGGCCCACUUGGCUUAGGUCUUUUGUUACCAUUCCUUCCAAGUACCCUUCCCCUGCAGCCUGGGCAGGGAGCCCUGGCCCGGUCCCACCCCACAGCCGGUGUGGCCACUGUUCACCCAACAGCAGGAGUGCAGGCUCCCAGCUGUAGAGCAAGGCCUGCAAGUUCCGGCCGGGGCCCGGCGCUCCGGAUCAAAAUUUACAAUUCUUGUGUGUAUUUCUAUAGAGGACAGCAAUGUUGACAUUGUUGAUUAUGACACAGAACUGCUCAGUGACUUCCAGUCUUAGAGAUGGAUACUACUUUUUCCUUACACCAUACCCUUUCUACACCCUAUAAUCUACACCCUAUAAUGAGGCUUCUAAAAAAAAAAACAAAACAUCAAGAGAGCCUCGGUAAA
Condylura cristata (star-nosed mole) is the source of this 5782-nucleotide messenger RNA. It is a transcript of the gene PRKAB2, whose product is annotated as protein kinase, AMP-activated, beta 2 non-catalytic subunit. The coding region runs from base 1 to 879 and encodes 292 amino acids. Lineage: Eukaryota; Metazoa; Chordata; Mammalia; Eulipotyphla; Talpidae. The record is from RefSeq and is a predicted model, not a curated record. The transcript is spliced from 8 exons. Gene Ontology annotation, biological process: signal transduction. Gene Ontology annotation, cellular component: cytoplasm; nucleus; nucleotide-activated protein kinase complex. Gene Ontology annotation, molecular function: protein kinase binding.